AGCAGGAUCUUCGUUCACGGCUUUGCAGUUUAUUUAGUUUGAUUUACAGCUUCUGGCUACUUUCGCGGAUUCUGCAUUUAGCGCUGUUUGGAGUUUUCGAAAUUUGAAGCAACUGACAACUCGAAGCUGAAUGAGUCAGAUUUUUGGAUCCCUGCUUGCAUCCCAUAGGGAAGAUGAAGGAUGGAAAGCCAUCUGUCAAAUAAAAGAGAAGGAUGGUAAAACUGUUGGCUGUGGAUGUUUGGUUUAUGACCCACAGAUAAAUAACGCUGAGCUGAGCAAGUACUGUAUCAUUUCAAGUAGCAAAGUCAUUCUACAUGAGAAUUUACCUGAAUAUCAUAUCCUCUUUGAAAGGGUAUCAAACUCUGAAAAUCCACGUGAUAUUCUACUGAAUGACAUUAUCAAGAAAGAUUUCAUUCUUGGUUCUGGGUUGGUCUUGAUAUUCAUCGAUGGGGCCACAUCCCCACAACUUCAUCAUCGUGGAGGUAUUUUGCAAAGAGAAUGCAGUGUUUUAAAACGUCUCCCUGAGAUAUCCUCACCUCAUAAAGGAAUAGAAAAGUUCUUUUAUAUUGGAAGAGAAUGCCACAAAUAUGAUGAAAAAAGCGGGAUUGAUGCUCCUGAGAAAGCAGGAUCAGUUGCUAAUGGUUGUGUUCUUUUUGAAAGAAAUCCAGAGAGUAAGAAGUUAAAUGUAGUUGGAGUAAUCAAUUGCUUUAAUAGUGGACAGGAGGAUAUUUCUCCUCUUUGACUGACAUCAUCAAGCUUAGAAGAAAUCAUAGGUGAGUUCUUAGCUGUAGAAUGCAUAAUGAUACAAGGAAAUUAACUAAAGAUGAUUUACAAUUCCGGGCAUUACCGUGUAGUUGUUUUUAAUGAUUGAGGUAAAAUUUUGUGAAUAGUCCCACACAGGUUCUUUGUAGAU
This is a messenger RNA of Orbicella faveolata, 913 nucleotides long. RefSeq lists its product as uncharacterized. The record is from RefSeq and is a predicted model, not a curated record. Lineage: Eukaryota; Metazoa; Cnidaria; Anthozoa; Scleractinia; Merulinidae.